Molecule: messenger RNA, 2447 nt
Organism: Nyctereutes procyonoides (raccoon dog)
Lineage: Eukaryota; Metazoa; Chordata; Mammalia; Carnivora; Canidae
Gene: ZNF26
Product: zinc finger protein 26
Exons: 6
Coding region: 272-1819 (515 amino acids)
Biological process (GO): regulation of immune system process; regulation of cytokine production; negative regulation of transcription by RNA polymerase II
Molecular function (GO): DNA-binding transcription repressor activity, RNA polymerase II-specific; RNA polymerase II cis-regulatory region sequence-specific DNA binding
Source: RefSeq, a predicted model, not a curated record
UCCGGGGCUGUUUCCGUCUCGGGUUUGGGGACUGGAGCCGGCCCGCGGAUUCCUGAGCUUCUGUGGCUCCGGGUCCCAGGCGGCACAGAGUCAGCCCCCUCCCGGCGCGUCCCGUUCCGAACAGGAGCUUGGCCGGCUGAGCCCCCACGCCUGCUCGGAACAGCGCGGGAUGGCUGGCCGGUUCCGGAAGGCUUCGUGUUGGGUGGAAUUCAUAGCUGUCCAGGAUGAUUUGAAAGUUAUGUAGGGAUUAUUGUCAUUCAAGGAUAUAUCUAUGGAGUUCACCUGGGAAGAGUGGCAGUUGCUGGAUUCUGCACAGAAGUACCUGUACAGGGAUGUGAUCCUGGAGAACUAUAGCCACCUGGUGUCUCUGGGGUAUCAUGGUACCAAACCUGAUUUAAUCUUCAAGUUGGAGCAAGGAGAAGAGCCGUGGAUGAUAAAUGCCAAAGUUUCCCGCCAGAGCUAUCCAGAAGGUUGGAAAGAGUGGUACCAGAAAAGUCAAGAUGAGUUUGAAAAUGUCGAGAGAAAUUAUGCUUGUGGCGCGUUUGGAAAACGUCAUCUGAGCAGAAUCCAUGUUUCUUCAAGACAAAGAAUCCAUAAGUACAACACACAUGGAAAAAGUCUGACACAAAACUCAGGUUCAGCCAAAAGCUGUCUGAGAAAAAAUCCUGAUAAAUUCCAUGGAUAUGAAGAAUCCUAUUUUCUUAAGCAUCAAAGAGCUCACAGUAUAGAAAAGAACUGUGUGUGUAAUGAAUGUGGAAAAGCUUUUCGUUGUAAAUCACAGCUGAUCGUCCAUCUCAGAAUUCACACGGGAGAGAGACCUUACGAAUGCACCAAGUGUGAAAGGGCGUUUAGUGCCAAGUCAAACCUUAACGCUCAUCAGAGAGUCCACACAGGAGAAAAGCCCUACUCCUGUAGUGACUGUGGGAAGGUAUUCUCCUUCAGGUCACAGCUCAUCGUCCAUCAGGAAAUUCACACAGGAGGGAAACCUUAUGGCUGCAGUGAAUGUGGGAAAGCCUACAGCUGGAAGUCACAGCUUAUCUUACACCAGAGAAGCCACACAGGAGUGAAACCUUAUGAAUGUGGUGAGUGUGGGAAAGCCUUUAGUUUGAAGUCACCAUUUGUUGUACACCAGAGGACUCACACAGGAGUGAAGCCUCAUAAAUGCAGUGAAUGUGGGAAAGCUUUUAGGAGUAAGUCAUACCUCCUGGUUCACAUCAGAAUGCACACAGGGGAGAAACCCUAUCAGUGCAGCGAUUGUGGGAAAGCCUUCAACAUGAAGACACAACUUGUUGUUCACCAGGGAAUCCACACGGGAAAUAAUCCUUAUCAGUGCAGUGAAUGUGGGAAAGCCUUUGGUAGGAAGGAACAACUUACCGCACAUCUGAGAGCACAUGCAGGUGAGAAGCCCUAUGGGUGCACUGAGUGUGGGAAGGCUUUCAGCAGCAAAUCAUACCUUGUGAUACACAGGAGAACACACACAGGAGAAAGACCCUAUGAAUGUAGUUUCUGUGAGAGAGCCUUUUGUGGGAAAUCCCAGCUCAUCAUACACCAGAGAACGCACUCAACAGAGAAGCCAUAUGAAUGCAGCGAAUGUGAGAAAGCCUAUCCCAGGAAGGCGUCACUUCAGAUACACCAGAAAACUCACUCAGGAGAGAAACCUUUUAAGUGUGGUGAAUGUGGAAAGGCCUUCACUCAGAAGUCGUCCCUCAGUGAGCAUCAGAGAGUUCACACUGGAGAAAAACCAUGGAAAUGCUCUGAAUGUGGGAAAUCUUUCUGUUGGAAUUCAGGGCUUCGUAUACAUCGAAAAACUCACAAGUGAAACAUUAGAAGGAAGUAGAUGUUAAGAACUUUCUCACCGACAUGGAUCCUCAGGAGACUUUAGGUGAUGUUAUAGAUGGGAUGCACAAGCAGGAAGUCCUAAAAACAGAGUUAGAGACCGUCCUAUAUGGAAUGAAGGGGCAAAAGCUUUCAGAAAUAAGUCCUAUGAGUCUCUGUGGACGAGACCUGAGGGAAUGAGGAGCAGUAACUAUGAAAUGAGGUAGCAUCAUUAUAAAGGUAAAAUCUGGAGAAUUCAUAUCUAAAACUUUCCAAAUUUAAUAAAUCAGGAAAGCAUUUUCCCAUAUGAAAUGUGUUAUGUGUGGAGAGUCACAUUCCAGAUUUGAAGCUAUGUUUUAGAGUGAAGAAAACCUCAACUUUAAAUGGUAGAUUUUUUUCAUGAUGGAGUAUAAAGUUGUGUUUUAUUUUAAAAUGUAAAUAAAGCAGCAGUCAGGAAAACAGCAAGAAACAUAUUCUCAAGGUUAGGGGAUAUUUAGUGUGACUUUCCUGAGUAACAAUAGCAUUUUUAAAAAUUUCAGUAUUUUAUUUUUUAAUGUAACUUGUUACACAUAUAUUUGGUAGUUUGUGGAAUAACAUCUCCUAAUAUUCUCCAUAUUAAAUGAUAAAUAUCA